AAGCGGCCGUAAGAAAGAAAUCUCUCCCCUGAACUGUUUACCCUGACGUCAGUUUGCAGAACUAGCUCUGCCCUGUCUCCUCCAGUGUCUCUGAAACUCCUCUCAGUGAGAACUGAGGUAGUAGAUGGCCUCAGCUCUACUACUCGAGCGUCCGGACGUCACGCAAUGAUUUCUUCUGCACAUUUAAAGUGGACUAAAACAGAUGCACGAUGAACACCUGCGCCUUUCUGCUGAUUUUGACUGUUCAGAUCUACGCCGAUGGCAUUGAGGGGCCAACAGCAGCUGGCUGUACGUUUGAAGAGGAUUCAGACCCCAGUCUGUGUGACUUCACCCAGGGGGAGGACGAUGACUUUGAUUGGCUGCUCUUUCGGACGUACAGUUCACCUUAUGCCAGCCCUGACCUCCUGCGAGGAUCCUAUAUGUUGGUGAACUCUUCCCAGCAUGUCGUGGGUCAUCGUGCUCAGCUGCUGCUGCAGACGCUGAGUGAAAAUGACACGCACUGCGUCCAGUUCAGUUACUUCCUGUACAGUCGUGAUGGCCACAGCCCGGGGGCCCUGCGGGCAUACGUUCGAGUCAACGGGGGUCCACUCGGCAGUGCGGUUUGGAACAUAUCGGGGUCUCAUGCCAAGCAGUGGCACCAGGUUGAGCUGGCAGUCAGCACCUUCUGGCCUAAUGAAUACCAGGUACUGAUUGAGGCAACGGUUUCCAGAGAGCGGCGAGGCUACAUUGCCAUAGAUGACAUCAUGGUGCUCAACUACCCCUGCUAUAAGGCACCGCACUUCUCCAGGCUCGGAGAUGAGGAGGUUAAUGCUGGGCAAAAUGCUACUUUUCAGUGUGUUGCUGCUGGAAGAGCAUCAGAGGCUGAGAAGUUCCUGCUGGAGAGACACAAUGGGGACAUUUUAACAACGGCGUCAGUCAAGCACUUGAGUCACCGGCGCUUUAUGGUAUCCUUCCAGCUAGACGGCGCCCAGCGAACGGAUCAAGACCUUUACCGCUGUGUCACUCAGUCCCCCAGGGGAUCUGGGGUCUCAAACUUUGCUGAACUCGUUGUCAAAGUACCUCCAUCCCCCAUUGCGCCACCCCAGCUGCUGCGCGCCGGCUCCACUUACCUAAUCAUCCAGCUCAACACCAACUCUAUCCUGGGAGAUGGCCCCAUUAUCAGGAAGGAGAUUGAGUACCGCGCCAGCCAGUCUCCGUGGUCAGAGGUGCACGGAGUCAACGUGGUCACCUAUAAGCUGUGGCACCUGGAUCCAGACACAGAGUACCACAUCAGUGUGCUGUUGACUCGGCCCGGAGAGGGAGGAACCGGCCCACCUGGACCGCCUCUCGUGAGCAGGACCAAGUGUGCAGAGCCUAUGCGUGCAUUGCGAGGCCUCGCAGCCACCGAUAUCCAGUCCAGGCAGUUGUCCCUGCAGUGGGAGAAUUUGGCGUUCAACCUGACACGCUGCCACACCUACUCAGUGUCCCUGUGCUACCACUACACCACGGCGGGAGGCGGCGGAGGCCACAACACCACUGUGCGCGAGUGCAUGGCAGUGGAACACAAUGCUUCACGCUUCACACUGCGUGAUCUGCCACCCUACCACGGCAUCCAUGUCCGUCUGUCACUGGCCAACCCUGAGGGGAAGAAAGAGGGCAGAGAGGUCGCCUUCCAGACCGAGGAGGACAUUCCCGGAGGCAUAGCGCCAGAGUCGCUCACCUUUACCCCGCUGGAUGACAUGAUCUUCCUGAAGUGGGAGGAGCCCGUCGAGCCCAAUGGCCUAAUUAACCAAUAUGAGAUAAGUUACCAGAGCAUUGAGUCGUCUGAUCCAGGCAUCAACGUCCCGGGGCCGAGAAGAACUGUGUCCAAGUUGAAGAAUGAGACUUACCACAUGUUCUCCAACCUCCACCCGGGAACAACUUACCUCAUCUCAGUUCGAGCCCGCACAGUCAAGGGCUUUGGGCAGACCGCCCUCACUGAAAUCACCACUAACAUCUCAGCUCCGACGUUUGAUUACGGAGACAUGCCGUCCCCCCUGAGCGAGACAGAGAGCACCAUUACUGUCCUGUUGCGCCCCGCCCAAGGCAGAGGGGCACCUGUCAGUACAUACCAGGUGGUGGUUGAAGAGGAAACAGUGAAGAAAGUAAAGAGAGAGUUGGGGCUUCAGGAGUGUUUCCCAUUGCCCAUGUCCCACGGUGAGGCGCAGGCCCGGGGCACACCACACUACUACACAGCCGAGCUGCCGCCCAGCAGCCUCCCAGAGGCCAGUCCCUUCACUGUGGGAGACAAUCACACUUACAACGGCUACUGGAACAGCCCUUUGGACCCACGCAAAAGCUACCUUGUCUACUUCCAGGCUAUGAGCAACUUCAGAGGGGAAUCCAGAAUAAACUGCAUCCGCAUAGCUCGCAAAGCGGCCUGCAAGGACCACCGCAAGGCUCUGGAGGUUACUCAACACUCCGAGGAGAUGGGCCUCAUUCUCGGGGUGUGCGCUGGAGGCCUGGUGGUCCUCAUCCUUCUGCUGGGUGCCGUGAUCAUCAUCAUUAAGAAAGGAAGGGACUACUACUCUUACUAUCCGAAACCAGUGAACAUGAAUAAGACACCCAUUACCUACCGGCAGGAGAAGAGCCAUAUGGGCUCCAUGGAGCGCAGUUUCACAGACCAGAGCACCCUACAGGAAGAUGAAAGAAUGGCCCUUUCCUUCAUGGAUGCUCACACCUGCGGCACACGCAGUGACGCUCGUAGUUCAGUGAACGAGGCCAGCAGCCUGCUGGGAGGCUCCCCGAGGCACCAGUGCGGACGUAAAGGCUCCCCCUACCACACAGGGCAGCUUCACCCUGCCGUCCGAGUGGCCGACCUUCUCCAGCACAUCAACCAGAUGAAGACUGCCGAGGGCUACGGCUUUAAACAGGAGUACGAGAGCUUCUUUGAUGGCUGGGACUGCACUAAGAAGAAGGACAAAACCAAAGGGAGGGAUGACACGUUGGGAUAUGACCGCCACAGAGUCAAGCUCCACCCUCUCCUGGGAGACCCCAACUCAGACUACAUUAACGCCAACUACAUUGAUAUUCGGAUUAACAGGGAAGGCUACCAUCGAUCCAACCACUUCAUCGCCACUCAGGGACCCAAGCAGGAGACUCUGUAUGAUUUCUGGAGGAUGGUGUGGCAAGAAAAUUGUUUCAGCAUCGUCAUGAUAACUAAGCUGGUGGAGGUUGGCAGGGUGAAAUGCUGUAAAUACUGGCCUGAUGAGAGCGAGAUGUAUGGUGACAUCAAAAUCACUCUGCUUAAGACAGAGACACUGGCUGAAUACACAGUUCGCACCUUCGCCUUGGAGAGAAGAGGAUAUUCAACCAAGCAUGAGGUGCGUCAGUUCCACUUCACAUCCUGGCCUGAGCACGGGGUGCCGUAUCACGCCACUGGUUUGCUGGCCUUUAUACGAAGAGUGAAAGCCUCUACACCUCCUGACGCCGGCCCUGUGGUGGUCCACUGCAGUGUGGGGGCGGGCCGCACCGGCUGCUACAUCGUGCUGGAUGUCAUGUUGGACAUGGCGGAGUGUGAAGGCGUGGUGGAUAUCUACAACUGUGUCAAAACCCUCUGCUCUCGACGCAUCAACAUGAUCCAGACGGAGGAGCAGUACAUCUUUAUCCAUGAUGCCAUUUUGGAGGCCUGUCUGUGCGGAGAGACUGCCAUCUUGGUGAAUGAGUUUGCGGUCACUUACAAAGAGAUGCUGCGAGUGGAUUCCCAGAGUAAUUCCUCUCAGCUGCGGGAGGAGUUCCAGACGCUCAACUCUGUGACUCCCCACCUGGAUGUGGAAGAGUGCAGCAUUGCUCUGUUGCCCAGAAACCGAGAGAAGAACCGCAGCAUGGAUGUUCUGCCACCUGAUCGCGCACUGGCCUUCUUGGUUACGACAGAAGGGGAGAGCAACAAUUACAUCAACGCUGCUCUCGCUGACAGCUUCCAUCGGCAGGCUGCUUUUAUUGUCACCCCUCACCCUCUGCCGGGCACCACGGCUGACUUUUGGAGGCUUGUCUUUGACUACGGCUGCACAGCAGUGGUCAUGCUCAACCAACUCAACCAGUCAAACUCUGCCUGGCCUUGUGUUCAGUAUUGGCCGGAGCCCGGUUUACAGCAGUACGGGCCCAUGGAAGUGGAGUUUCUGUCCAUGUCAGCAGAUGAGGAUGUCAUUACUCGUCUGUUUCGGGUCAAGAAUGUCACGAGGCCCCAAGAGGGCCAGCUGGUGGUGUGUCAGUUCCAGUUCCUGCGCUGGUCGGCGUAUCGAGAUGUUCCGGACUCUAAGAAGGCUUUCCUCAACCUGCUGGCUCAAGUGCACAAGUGGCAGAGGGAGUGUGGAGAAGGACGCACUGUUGUCCACUGCCUUAACGGUGGUGGUCGCAGUGGGACCCUCUGUGCCUGCAACAUUCUCCUUGAGAUGAUCCAGUACCAGAACAUGGUGGACAUCUUCUAUGCUGUCAAAACUCUACGCAACUGCAAACCCAACAUGGUUGAGUCCUUGGACCAGUAUCGGUUCUGCUAUGACCUUGUCCUGGAGUACUUGGACUGCUUUGAAGGUAGAUAGCAACCAAAUGUUUACCACAGCGGCAGUAUCCCAUCUGCUGGAGAUUAGAUUUAAGGCCACCCAGUGACCCCUCUACUUUAAUGUUUGGACCUAUGGACUUGGCUUUGAAAGGACUUGAAAGAAAGCAGAGGAUAAAAAAAAAAACUUGGUCAUGGUUCUAACUUUUAACCUUUAAUGUACAGCUGUGAUUUCCUCCUUGUUGGUGAUGUGUAUCUCUUUUGAUAUUUUUUGUGCUUUUCUUGCCUCCGGACUAAAGCUCUUUUGUGCUAAGGGUUUCUGUAGCAGCAAAACAAUAUUUGGAGCUACAAAAAUGGACCUGUUUAUUCUGAAGGAAGGUCACCACUGCUGUGUUUCAUCGUUUCAUUCAAACAACAAGGAGGCUGGAUGCAAUUCCAGAGUUAAAACAGAAUUGUCUAAACCUGGAAGCAUUUUCUUGUCUCUCAAGAGCUACAUACAACAACAGUCCACUGUGGUUGUGGCAUGAUUUCUCUACCAUACCAUAAACUGCCUUAUUCUCUGAUGAUAGGACGGAUUUAUUUAAAUCACUGAAUAAAUCAGGAAGGUUGUGUAUAAACGGCAACAAGAGAUUUGCAGCAUUAGCAUAGACCAGCCCAGUCCUCAACAGUAUUGAUGCAGAAACUGUACAGUAGUGCAAUGUGUUGUAUUUUGCCAUAAUGUUUGUGCUGGAUUACCAUGUGUGCUAUAGGUGGACAUUUCCAGGGACCACAGCACUGGGCCCUGUGCCACCACUGAAGAUUCCUGUCUCAUUACUGUCACAGUGCCAAUCCCAUUGACUGACUUGAAUCCUCUAUUUACUUUACUCUAUCAUCUUGAUAUAUGCCUACAAACAUACAGUAUGUACUGCAUCAGCUAAUGUCCAUGCUCCAAAGUGAUUGUUUGUAUUUUACACCCAGCAGGAAAGAAAAAGAAGUGAGGGAAACUGUUCAAAAUGUACUGACAUGCCAUAGUGGUGGUGUGAAAAAUGAUGUUCCAUUAAUGCCGUGGUGAAGUGUCUCAACCAGUGCUGCGUUACAGGUUUGAGUCUGUAACUCCUUUUACUCCUUUGUUGUCUGAGGCAUUUGGUUGUACUGUAAACUGUCUCAGCAAGCUAAACCAGUUUGACUUUUAUCAUAACCCUUUCAGUAAGGGGUUCAUUCAACUAUUUUGACAUGUAUAUUAGUUGUUGUUCCUAGUGGUGUAAAAUAAAAAUAAAAAAUAUAUAUAAAUAAAAAGGGGCAUUAACAUUGUGCAGGGGGAUAAAUGCUACUUUGCGUCAACGCUGGUGAUUGGUGUUUUCCCAAUGGUGGUUUAGUAUCUUAAAAUAAAAAAUGGUGUUUUUAAAAGGACGAAUAGUGAGAUACAGUUGCCCAAAGACCCUGCUGUUCAGCUAUCACUGACCUGAUGGACAAAGAAAAUACACUGUGCGUCACCUACCAGCCAAUGCCUGGAGACCACUGGAACUGUUAAUGCCUGAAUCAAUUGAAGAAACUCAUGCAGGUUUGGCAUGUGUGACACACAUAAUGAUCUUAAAACCUCUAAAAAUGUCCCAGAAAAAAAAAAGAUCUUUGUGUUUUUCUUUUUACAUUUUCUUCCAGAAGCAAGAAAAUAUCUAUUCUAGAAUCAAUUAUUGCCCUUUAAAACAUGUUACGCUCCACCAUAUCUCCUGAAACUCCUUAGAGUGCAGGUUUUCAAGCAGGGCGGUAAAGGUAUCACUCCAGGACCUGCUCUUAUAAACAAGGAGAGACACCUUGAAGCCCACACAAAACUGAGAAAUGGCAGCUAGGACAACUCAGCUGCUAGUUAGUUGCACACAGUCUGGUUCAGGUGGGAGCUCCAGAAUAUGUGAUGAAUCCACAACAACAUCACAAGGCUCCCACAGGUUCACUGAUAGAGCAGCUUGUUUUUGACGAGGAUGAAGAAUAGCGUAGUCAGUGAUCCGACCUACCACCGGAGGAAGUGCUUGGACACUUUUUCUUGCAGGUGAAAGGAAUGUGUACAUACAGAUGUAUAUUAUGUUAUGUGAAUACUAUGUGAAUAAUAUACUAUAUGUUUGCCGAGAGUAAAGACGUACAGUAAGUAACCACUACAUAACCAGGAAGGUGAAUGUGCUGUAAAUGACUAUUUUGUGAGUGUUUUGCCAGGACUUUAAACAGCCAAGUAUGAGCUGAGUCUCCCUGAGCGUUCAUCCCAGACCUCUGAGUAAAACAGGUCUGUCAAAGCAUGUAUGAAUCCAUUGUGUGCUUUGUUUUUCAUUUAGUUAAUUUCGGAAUAUCCCGGUCCACCUCGUUUAUUUCAACCGCUGUGUUUUCCAGCAGCCACGACUGUGUGAGCACAUUGUACUUAUGCCAUUCCGAAGCUUUUUAUUAUGACUGAGCGGCAGCGACUGCCCCGAGGGUACCGGUAAUUUCAAUUAUUUGUUUCUGUAUGAACCGAUAGCACAUGACAUGCCCGUUGUAUUUGUGGGGACAAGGUGUGUAUUUAAGGAAAGAGAUGGAGGAGACGGAUGUAUUCAGAGGUCAGGAGAGGGCUUUGUUCUGAACAUUAUCAGCGAUCUACAAUAAACGAACAAGGGAAAAAAAAAGAGAUGUGUGGUUGUCAACUUAUCAUUGGAUAUUCUGUCAAAAAGCAUACGCAGCUAAAAUAGUCUGUGUGGUUUUAUGAUUGGUUUGUCAGCAGAAGCUGAGAGCUGAAAGCUGGACAUGGACUUCCUGUCUACCAGCCUCUGACCCUCCUGCGGUUUCUCAUACGGAUGUGGUCUUUUAGCAGUUUCCUUCGCCUUGAACCAGAUCGACCAUUUGAUCUCUCACCACUUUUCUUUCCCUUUUUCCCUUUUUCACCAACUGUGUCAGCCUCUCGCCGCCCCCAUCCUCAACUCCUCUUUCAUUACUUUCAGUUCUUCCUCUCAUCCUUCUCCAUCUCUCUGGCUUUGCUGCUCUGCCCAGAGUAAGGUGAGUCCAGACCACAGACUUCCUCUCUCACCCUCGGCUAUGUUGAAUAAUGCAGCAGUCCUGCAAACUGAUCCAGUGUUUAGCAGAGGGACAAGUCGGAUUAAUUAAAGGACAACACUCCCCUUCUGUUGGGUUAGGCAAUAGGCUAAGGAUUCGCCAAUAGAUUGUUUGGAAAUUGAUAAACCUUGAUAGCAAGCUUUUGAGUGUGGUAAAGGAGUGUGUUGAAAAAUGCAAGUGUUCUUUAGAUGAGAUUUUUCAUUUGUCAUGGCAUUGAAAAAGAGCAAAAAUGCAUUAUUGAUAACAUGACAUAGAUAAGGAGCUUUUUCAUGGCGGCAGGCCAUUUACACUAUCCUAUUUUAAUCCACGAGAUUUUCUCAAUUUACGUUUUUACCUGAAAAGGUUCCAUCAUCCUUUACUACUCAAAUUUCACCGGUGAUUUAAAUGAAUCGGUAAUUGCAAUCUUAUCAUUUAAUUCUGAUGGUGUAAUGACUGACAUGUGCAAGGCAACUUAUCACGGGGCCAAGAUCCAAUUAGGUUUUGUCUUUUCUCUCUGGACUUUCUGUCUUAUAUUCCUCUGCUGACAGGCUCGAUGGAUGUCAGCCUCACAGUCUCUCUGGUGAGCCUCGCACUAGAUACACUCUCAUGUGGUGUUUCUGUGAAACGACAGUGAGGGCCGACAGUUCAGCUGAUGUCAGAAGGAUGGCGAGCUAUGGCUGCAUGCACUAAAAUAGUGGUUUCAAGCCUUUUUUUUAACCAUUUAUCAUUUACAUUUAGCUAAUUAUGUCAACAGUGUCCACUACAUCCACUACAUCUAACUUACUGUUUCAACCUUUUAUCCAUUUAUUUAAGAUUACUAUUCAGACCAUUUAUCCAUUACUGUUAGGUAACUAUUUUAACCAGUCAUUCAUUACAUUAAGACUUUAACCAGUUAUGCAUUGCUUUUACUGUUUCAACCAAUUGCCAAUUACUUUUAGCUAACUAAUUUUGUUUAUCCAUUAAUUAACGGUAAUCAUUCUGAAGAAUUUACGUUAUUUGUAGCUGGUUAUUUCAAAUGUUAUUUCCUCUCUUAGCUAACCCGUUAAACCGUUUAUCAACUACUUUUAGCUAACUCUCUGCUCGCUAACCAACAAGAUUCCAUGCACUUGCAAUUGCAAUAAAAUGAUCUACGGUGUUUGAACUUAGUUGGUGGAAGGUGUGUAUUUGGAUAUUUUCUCCCUAAAUGCAAGCAUUUUUGAUCAUACUCCACAUACUUUGCAUCUACCCCCCCUAGCAAUUGAAGCAGUACCUGCUGGGAUACAAAUACCUCAGGUUGGGAAUAACUGCUCACUUGUUUCCAAAUAGCUACAGAGACAUGAUAACGGGCU
Molecule: messenger RNA, 8868 nt
Organism: Anarrhichthys ocellatus (wolf-eel)
Lineage: Eukaryota; Metazoa; Chordata; Actinopteri; Perciformes; Anarhichadidae
Gene: ptprub
Product: protein tyrosine phosphatase receptor type Ub
Exons: 31
Coding region: 210-4556 (1448 amino acids)
Biological process (GO): protein dephosphorylation
Cellular component (GO): membrane
Molecular function (GO): protein tyrosine phosphatase activity; protein binding
Source: RefSeq, a predicted model, not a curated record